UCCGGACAAUGCAUGUCAAAGGCGAGAGGCUUCCGACUCCUUGUUGUUUGUCGAUACUCUGCCGCACCGAACGUCCCGAGGCUUCCUGCUCAGUGUAGGUUUUUGCCGUCCUACCCCGCCCAUGUCACAUGGCUCUCCUCGUCUGCGGAGGGUACGGAGAGUGAUCACGAGGAGACGUGUGUCGUGGCGACUCUUGGAGUAUAGGUAUAUCUUCCACUAGUAUUACUUGUUACUUUCGUUCUCCCAGUAAACCCUAUAUCCCUCUUCAAUCCCGUAGACAUGGCGAGUAUCCCAGAUUUCGACAGCCUGCCGAAGGUGGAGGGCAUGCCGCCAGGCUGCGCCUGGGGCGUCUUCGACAAGGACGGGAAGAAAGACGUGUACGGUACUCUCAAUCUCCUUACUCCGGAUGUGGUCAAGGCCGCCUACUCCGAACUCAAAGAUGGUGUAUCUGUCUCAAUGAACUGGCCCAUUGGCGCCAUCAAGACACCUGGCUUCGGCCGCAAGGGCCUUGUUCACAAUGUUAUCAACUUCAUGGACACGCCGCUGCCAUUGCAUGGAUACGAUGACGAGCUUGAGUUCAACACGCAAUGUUCAAGCCAAUGGGAUAGUCUGUGCCACUUCCAUCAUCAGCCCAGCCAGUCCGGAUAUAAUGGAACUAAGACGAAGAUAGCCGAGCUCAAGCAGGAGUAUGGUGACGAAGACCUCGAUCAGAAGCUACCCACACUAAACCACUGGCACAAGCGCGGCGGUCUGGUCGCUCGAGGGGUCUUCAUCGACUUCAAAAGAUGGGCUGACGAGCAAGGCCGCAAGUUCAACCCGUUCGAUAGUGACCGAAUCACUGUCGAUGACAUCGAGGCCGUUGCUAAGCACCAGGGCGUCAUCUUCAAGCCUGGCGAUGUGAUCAUCAUCCGCUCGGGCUUCACUGAAGGACUGACCGGUAUCAGUGCUGAGAAGCAGGGUGAGCUUAUGGGCUCGCACCGCACCUGUGGCGUGACAGGCAACGCCGAGACCGCCAAGUGGUUCUGGAACAAGCAUUUCGCUGCCGUUGCGGGUGACAUGAUCGCGUUCGAGCAUAUCCCUGCGAUUGAUCCCGAGACCGGAAAGGAGACAGAUAUCUCUGGGCUGGUUUUGCACCAGUACUUCUUGGCUCUGUUCGGCAUGCCCAUCGGCGAGCUGUGGGAUUUGAAGGCUUUGAGCGAGAUGUGUGCGAAGCUGAAGAGGUAUACGUUCUUGUUGACGAGCUCACCGCUGAACGUCCCAGGUAGCAUAGGCAGUCCGCCUAAUGCUUUGGCGGUCUUCUAGGUCAGCGGUUGAUUUGGCCAUGCGUCAAUUUUCGGUAUUAUAACACAAUGAUGACUUGGGAACUUCAGGCUUUCCUGUUGCCACCACACAUGGUUACCAGCGACUGCUCCCACGCCAUUUCCUACUGACUGCAUGUACAUAUACCGAAUCGAUUGCUUCUCGUCUACCAUUUGUAACAGCCUUCCU
Baudoinia panamericana UAMH 10762 is the source of this 1488-nucleotide messenger RNA. RefSeq lists its product as uncharacterized. The record is from RefSeq and is a predicted model, not a curated record. Lineage: Eukaryota; Fungi; Ascomycota; Dothideomycetes; Mycosphaerellales; Teratosphaeriaceae. Gene Ontology annotation, molecular function: arylformamidase activity. Bases 280 to 1302 code for a protein of 340 amino acids. The transcript is spliced from 3 exons.